CGUCAAUGCACGGCUGUGACCUCUCUACUCCAUCAGUUGUAAAGUGAAUAGCGAACGGAACACACGUCAACAUGGCCACCGAUAACUUGACUGCUAUGCUCAACAAAACCAAGGAUUUGCAGCUGAUACAAACGCCGAUCCCGACAAUUGCCGAUGAUGAGGUCUUACUCCGCAUGGACUGCGUGGGCAUCUGCGGCUCGGACGUGCACUACUGGCAGAGCGGCGCCUGCGGGCCUUUCGUGCUUCACGAGCCCAUGAUCAUGGGUCACGAGGCGUCCGGAGUUGUUGCCAAGGUGGGACCCAAAGUAAAGAACCUGGUAGUAGGCGACCGCGUGGCCAUCGAGCCGGGCGUGCCGUGCCGCUACUGCGAGUUCUGCAAGACUGGCCGCUACCACCUCUGCCCCGACAUGAAGUUCUGCGCCACGCCGCCCGUGCACGGCAACCUCGUCAGAUACUACAAACACGCUGCUGACUUCUGCUACAAACUGCCCGACCACGUUACGAUGGAAGAGGGCGCUCUCCUUGAACCCCUAUCAGUAGGUAUACACGCGUGUCGGCGCGCCGGUCUCACGGGCGGACACACGGUGCUGGUGCUGGGAGCUGGACCCAUCGGCCUGCUCACCAUGCUCUCCGCUAAGGCCAUGGGAGCCAGCACAGUACUCAUCACAGAUGUCCUACAAUCCCGGUUGGACUUUGCAAAAGAGUUGGGUGCCGACCACACCCUGCUUGUUACCAGAGAGUCAAAAGAGGAAGAUGUCUUGAAGAGCAUACUGUCACUCCUUGGGGACCACCCUGACGUGUCGUUUGACGCCAGCGGAGCUACGGCCACCGUCAGAAUGUCAUUACUGGCGACGAAAUCUGGUGGCGUGGCGGUGCUGGUGGGUAUGGGCGCGCCCGAACAGAGCGUGCCGCUGUCAUCCGCGUUGUCGCGGGAGGUCGACAUCCGUGGCAUCUUCCGAUACGUCAACGAGUACCCGAUCGCCCUGUCGAUGGUAGCCAGCGGUAAGAUCAACGUGAAGCCGUUAGUGACGCACCACUUCAGCAUGGAGGAGACGGUCGAGGCUUACGAGGUCGCGCGCCAGGGAGCCGGCAUCAAGGUCAUGAUCCAUGUGCAGCCCCGCGAUACUAACAACCCCAAGAAGUUCUAAAUACGACUAGAAGUUUCCAGAAUGUUCCAGACGGCGAUAAAGAGCGCUUACGUGGUUAAAGUUUGAGUAUAUUCUUCUGUAAAUUAGGGUAUUUUCCUAAUUUGUGCAUUGUUCAAAAUGUUUGUUAAUUAUCUUUUAAAAGAACGUAGAUUAUACGAUUUUCAUUGUUACAUUUUACGAUGAUCAUAAGAUAAGCGCCUCAUCAAAUGUCAAAUAUUUUAAAACAUCCGCAGGAUUUUGUUAGACAGGCCUUUUAAGCCUAACUAGCGCGAUUAGCGUUAUUUUAAUAUUUUAAAACUAUUAUUUUCAAAAAAUGUAAAUAAAUGUUUAUUGAACUGUAAAGUAUAAGUACAAUAUGUGGAAAUAAAAUU
Molecule: messenger RNA, 1519 nt
Organism: Trichoplusia ni (cabbage looper)
Lineage: Eukaryota; Metazoa; Arthropoda; Insecta; Lepidoptera; Noctuidae
Product: sorbitol dehydrogenase-like
Exons: 8
Coding region: 72-1148 (358 amino acids)
Biological process (GO): D-sorbitol catabolic process
Molecular function (GO): L-iditol 2-dehydrogenase (NAD+) activity; zinc ion binding
Source: RefSeq, a predicted model, not a curated record